CGGAAGGGUCCGUGCACGCGAGGCUGAGAAAAAUAAUUUGUAGCGCCUUGAGGCAAUGUUCGAGACGACGAGUUUAUUUCGCGAUUAGCAUAUCACGACAAUGGCAGCGAAAACGAUGGCUAAGAGUGUGUCUACGAAGCGGAAGCGUGAGGAGGGUGUAUCGGCGAGGAAAAUUCGAGUUUUAGAGGAGGAGUCUGCGACGAAAGAGGUUGAUGAGAGGUCAAGCGACGAGGAUGAGGACGAGGACGAGGACGAGGACGAGGAUGAGGAAGGGGAAGGGGAAGAGGAAGAGCUCGAUGCGGCGGAGAUAUUUAGGCGGCAUUUCGAGGCAAGGUUUAAGCCGCUACCUGAUGUGAAGGAGAUGAAGGGUGGGAAGAAGGGUGCGGUCGUGGUAGAAGAGGAUGAGGACGAAGAUGAAGAAUGUGGUGGGCUUUCUGGGAAUAGCGAGGAUGGCGAUGAGGAAGACAGCGAUGAGGAUGACGGCGUGAAGAGGCGGAAAGUUGAUGUUGUCGAACAUACCUCUACCGCCUCAGCGCCGAAGAUGUCAAAGGCAGAGUUGAAAGCUUUCAUGUCCGCCCGCCCUCCCUCCUCCUCCACCGCCACCACAGCCCUCACAACGCCCACCCCCACCGACCCCACCGACAAAGACAACACCGCCAACGACCUCGCCCUGCACCGCCUCCUCACCGAAUCCCACCUCCUCACCUCCUCCACCACCUCCUCGCACACAACCCACACCCUCGAAGGCACAAACCGGCACCGCGCGACCGAUCUCCGGAUCCAAGCCCUCGGCGGCAAGGGAUCGUUAUUCGUGCAGGCGAAGAUGCCUAUGCAUAUGCGUAAGGGGAUAGCGGCGAAGGCGGAGGAGAGGGAGAGGGGAAGGAGGGAGGGGGCGAGGGAGGGUGGGAUUAUUUUGGAGAGGAUGGGGGGGAAGGUGAAGGAGAGGGAUAGGAGAGGGGGGGCGGGGAAGGGGGGGGGGAGGGGGGAUGUGGGGGCGCCGGGGGUGGGGAGGUUUGUGGGGGGGGCGUUGAGGAUUAGUAAACAGGAGGUUAGGGAGAUUGAGGGGCCGAAGAGUAGAGGGGGUAAGGGAGGGAGGGGGAAGGGGAGGGGGAGGGGGAAGUGA
Molecule: messenger RNA, 1123 nt
Organism: Pseudogymnoascus destructans
Lineage: Eukaryota; Fungi; Ascomycota; Leotiomycetes; Thelebolales; Thelebolaceae
Exons: 2
Coding region: 101-1123 (340 amino acids)
Biological process (GO): maturation of SSU-rRNA from tricistronic rRNA transcript (SSU-rRNA, 5.8S rRNA, LSU-rRNA)
Cellular component (GO): nucleolus
Source: RefSeq, a predicted model, not a curated record